AUGGGCAAGAAUCGCCGUCAAUCGGCUCUGACCAAAUCCAUUCAGUCUGGUCUACUUCGUGACCCGAGCGGGUUCAAGAAGACUGCAUUUGGAAAGUUUAUCGCAUUUUUCACCUUUCGAAGAAUAAAGUUGAUUCGCCAUGAACGAAAUCUCUUCGCGAAAUUGCGCCAGGAGGUAUGGGAGCUAGACGAGGACAGUUAUCAGGCCUCAUUCCACACGACAGACGGUCAGCCGCCGCUGAAAAUGAUUGGCGACUUGGGGUACUCUGGAUCGACUUUCUUUGGCACAUUUGAUGGUCAUCUAGUGAUCAAAAGCCUCCCGCGUUACUUUGAAUAUACGUUCUUCGAGUCUGAUCUUUUAGAACCAUAUUAUGAACACAUGCGAGAGCAUCCAGAUUCUAUCUUGGUCUGGAUUACCGAUUAUCUCUUAUCUCCGUACGUGACCCUUGGCACCAUUUGUGGCUGCACUCCAGCACACCAUAUAAUCAUGGAGAACAUUCUUUGCGGUCAAGCCGAUGAUCCAGCCGGUAAUCGCUGGGAGUCUUAUGAUCUGAAACCAAUCAACUACUUCUAUCCAGAGCGCGAUAUCAUCCCUGAACCUCUGGUCAGUGAGGAUACAUUAAGCAAGCUUGCGGACACCUUCAACGACAAGCUUCAUCUUUGGCAAAAAGACUACAAUACAUUCUGGGAAGCCAUACAAGCAGAUACUAAGCUCCUGGAGGAGGCCAAUGCCAUCGACUACUCACUUUUCUUGAUCCGAAUCCCAUCAUCUUCAAGCCCAGAAUUUGUCGGAAGGAAAAGUCCAUGGAGGGUGGGAGUUCCAUCCGCUGAUGGAAAAUGGAAAUAUCGAGCUGUGAUAAUCGACUUUUUCUGGGCAAGGCAUAAGCUACAUGCGCAAGCAAUGUCAGGCGUGGUGCAGACUUUCAAUGUUGUGGGACGUCAAGGACCGAUGUCAAUUACAACAACGGCGGAUGAGUAUCGGCAAAAUUUCUUGUCUAUGGUCAAAGAGAUGAUUCAGGUUCAUCACUAA
Penicillium maclennaniae is the source of this 1029-nucleotide messenger RNA. Its product is annotated as phosphatidylinositol phosphate kinase family protein. The transcript is spliced from 2 exons. Bases 1 to 1029 code for a protein of 342 amino acids. NCBI's taxonomy places the organism in Eukaryota, Fungi, Ascomycota, Eurotiomycetes, Eurotiales, Aspergillaceae. Gene Ontology annotation, molecular function: phosphatidylinositol kinase activity. The record is from RefSeq and is a predicted model, not a curated record. Gene Ontology annotation, biological process: phosphatidylinositol metabolic process.